This is a messenger RNA of Caenorhabditis angaria, 4483 nucleotides long. Lineage: Eukaryota; Metazoa; Nematoda; Chromadorea; Rhabditida; Rhabditidae. The record is from the annotation of a GenBank genome assembly.
AUGGACUACUCAUAUGGGGCAGGUACAGUUAAGGUAAGUCAAAGAAAUGACUCUGAAAAUUCUGAGCACUGAAAUUUGAUUGUGAAACUUUUAUUUUUGAUAAAUUUUGUGCUGAAAACUGAGAAAAUGGUGAAAAUCUCUAAGUCUCAAAAUUUCCAGAUAUUUUUGUAGCACAAAAUUUUGAAACUUUUCAAAGCCAACGUUUUUAGAUCAAAAAUUUACACUGAAAAUCGUAAAAAUUCUUAAAACUUCUUAAAUUCCAUUUUUUUCAGAUAAUACCUGCCUCUGCGUUUCGCGAUGUUUCACUAUAUCAUCAAAAUUUUGGCUAUGAUUAUCAGGUAUUUUUUUUUGUUGAAAAAAAUUGAAAAUUUUUUCGAAAAUAAAAUAAUCCUCUUGAUCCGCAAUCAACCGUAUCAAAAAUAGUUUUUUUUUUCGAAAGUUUUUUUCCAAAAACUUUUCUCUAUUGUUUGACUUAUCCUAAAUACACCAUUUAUUUAUGUACUUUGAUUUUAUUUACUCUGUUUUUACCCAAGUUGUAUAUUUUUCACCUAAAUAUGUAUAAUUAUUUAUUUACUCAGAUUUUACACGAACUUUUUCUUCUUUCCCAAAUUUUUCUAGGAAAAUUUGAUUUUUCGACUUUUUUGAGCACUUGAAAAAACUUGAAAACCACUUUUGUUAACAUUUUUUGAGUGAUAAGAGCUUGGAACAAGUUUUUUUUUCGAACAAAUGCUCUUUUUUAUAUUGUUCCAAAGGUUUUUGUAAUUUUUGGAACAGUGAAAAAUUAUAACAAUAAAAUUUCACAUGAAAGUUUUUGAAUGAAAUUUUUUACUUUUUCAAAAAAAUUCAUUCAAACAGAAUUUUUGUCAAAAACUGAAUCAUUUUUAGGCCACGUAGAGAAUUUCUUCUUUUUUGUAAUUCUUUAACAUGAACAGUAUUAUCUAUCAAAAUUAUAAAAAUUAUAAAAUUGAAUUAUUCUCAUGCGUACUUUUUGAAACGUAUUUUUUUCAUUAAUUUUCAGAAAAAUUUGAAUGAGUAAUUUUUUAAAACAAGAUGUGGUUUUAUCAAAAUCGCAGAACACCUGAUUCUUAUGAAGGAAAUAUUGAAACGUAAAUUUUUCUGGAAACCAAAUUUUUUUUCGCGAAUUUUUGGGAAUAAAAAGUGUGAGGCGUACCUGCAAAUUUCAAUUUUUGACUCAAAAAUUGCUUUAGCUCCAAAAAAUCCUAGGAAAACAUAUGUAGAUUCUAUACAUAGUUCAGAGUUUAGGCGAUAAAAUUAUUUCCAAAAAACUUGGGUACUUUAAUUUGUAGUUUUUCAUUAACGCCAAAAUUAAUCCUGAAAAACGCUACUGUAGAUUUAUAUUUUGGAACUAAAAUAUGAUUUUAGAAUACCGUAACUGUCAGAUUUUCAUUGAAAAUGCUCAAAACUUCCACUUUUUUCCAUAAAAAGCUAAUUUCUCCCCAAUUUCUUUCCGAAUUUCUCAAAUUACCCAUCUUUUGUUCUCUUUUUUCUUCUAUGCUCUUUCUAGCCUCUUUUUUUGCUCCAAGCUUUUGCUCGUUAAAAUAAUCUAGUUAUGCACAAUAAUAAUACAAGGCAAAUUUGUGUGUAUAUUUACAAUGCGCCUACCUGCGCGCGAGUCUUGCGCGAGCACCCAUGUUUAAUGUAUGUUUAUCAUUCAAAACUCAAGUAUUAUUAGUGGAGGGGGUCCAAGGAAUUUUGCAAAUAUAUUUUAUUUGCUAUUUGUUUAUGCACACUUGCCUAAGAGGCGCACCACUUGCUUUUCUUUUGUCUUUUUGUGCUCCAAAAUGUUGUUCUUAUCAAUUCUAAAUGUAGUUAGACUAACUUUUAUUUUAGGUAUUACCCUCUAAAUACUAUAUUUUUAAUUUUUUUGUUAGUUAGGCUAACGUUGACUCAACCUUAUAUUAAAUUUUUGAAUUGUUGUUAAACCUUUCUUUCUAUGUUUUUGUGCUCCAUUUUCUUUUAAAAAUUUUUAAAUCAUUUUCUUUUAAAUUUUGGUUAACUUUAUUAUUUUAGUUCUCAUCCUAAAUUGUUUCUCAACCUGAAAUAAAAUUCUCAAAUUUACAGUAACUCGCUUCCAAUGUUAAUUUUGCCGCCAAAACUUAAUUUAUCUCAAAAAUUUUUUUUAUCUCAAAUCAAAUAUUCUUUAAAUCAACAGAACUCCCUCAAUCGUUCAAAAAUUGAACCUAACAUUAAUUUCAGGAACCGUUGGGGCACCCCAUCAACGGUGCCUACUACAUGGGCGGCGUCUACAAUCCGGCGUAUUUACACGAACCCUAUGGACAGAAUGGUUAUAUAGGUUGGUUGUUAUUUUUUCAAAUUUUAUUUUAAUAUGAGCAAUAUGUUUUCCUGUGUUUAAAUUGUUGGAAGCACCAGGGUAAUUUGAACGUUUUUUUUUCUAUUUUGGGCGACAAGAUUUCUAGACGAGAUUAAGACAUUAGAUUAAUGUUAACGAUCAAAGUUAAGGGGAUUUUUGAAAAUGAACCUGGGGGUUUCUAGUAACAUUUGUAAUAUGAGCACGAAAAAAUUCCUCGGAAUUUUUUAUCACAAAUUUUAAAGUAUUCCAUAAGUUGAGCAAUGAAAUGAAAUGAAAAUAAGCAAAGAAAUGAAAUCUUGUCAAAGAUCGCCCUUUUAUCACACUACUAUGAGCAAUCAAAUGACUUUGAAAUUGCUUUUGAUAUUUAAAAAUGAUAGGCUUCAUAAGAUGAGCAAUGUAGCUUCAACAAUUUCUCAGAAUGGCUAUAACAAAAUUAAUGUUUACCUUCCAGAUCCGACUUAUGGCGAUCCACAUCAACACGCUUACUACGGCGGCGGUGGUGGCUACAACUAUUCUCCUUACAACUAUCAUCCACAUGCUUCUAUUUACCCUGGAGCUUAUGGUCCAUACCCAGGUGCUUCUGGCGCCUAUCGCCCUUAUCCUCAACCACAACCCGAAACUUCACCUCCGCGACGUUCACGUACUGCACCACCCCGACCUCCACGCGGCACAGGAACUCUAGGCGCAGAAUCGCGAAGAGGUGGAGCAACGAGUCGCGGAAUAUCAGUAGAUGCGAUGGAUCGAGCCGCUCGACCUAUGUAUCGCCAACAUACGAUGAUGAUGAAACCAAUGUAUCGAAAGCGAAGGGAACCGACAACCGGAAGAAGUAUGUAUCAUGAAACAGAUUUUGGUGGUGGGGGAGGACCUAGCGAGUUUGCUGUUCCGCCGGUGAGAAGUUAUUAUAUGGGUCCGGGAGCUGAACAACAACCACAACAACAACAACAACAGCAGACCUUGCGAAGGCUUCGACCAUUCUAUGCGCCAUCUUACACUACAUAUCCACCAUCCACAAUGCAUCACAAGAAUAAUAUCAAUAAUCGAAGAUAUCCCACUUAUGCGAGAAUGGCAUUGAAAGCUGCGCAAUUGGUAAGGUUUUUGAAAAUAUUGAGGGACGGGGAAGUUCAUCGCUGGGACGAUGUUGUAUCUGAACAACUAAGCUAAGAUCCUAGGAACACUGUGCGAGUUUCCAUUUAUAAUUAGUUAUAAAAUUUUUCAAAUUGUCUGCAGAUCUAAGUCGAAGUCAAUGUCUACCUUAUCUCAAAUCCAACAUAAUUUGUUUUCAGAUUCUUGGCGCCGCAAUUAUUGGUCUCGUGCUGGGACCAAUGAAAGGCAACACAUUUCACGAUUUCGUCAUUCGAACCAACACAGAAUGGCAGGGUGAGUUUGGCAAGCUUUUUAGCACCAAAAAGCAAAUAUCGUUGCAGGUAUGGUGCUGGGCAUCGCUGUAAUUUUCUCAAUUUUCUCCGGCAUACUUUUGCUAACUUCCUAUCUGGCAAAUGAUGUGCACAUUUGGCGAAAAGUUGAUGGUUUGAUUACGGCAAGUGGUUGUUUUUUCUGGCUGCUUGCCGCAUUUGUUGAAUCGUAUUAUGCGGCUUGUUAUCCGCCGAAUGGUCCGCGAAUUAAUUUGGUGUGUCAUCGAGCAGAGUGGAUUAUUGCGUGUGUAAGUUUUUGGAAUGAAAUGUUUGGGGAUUCUAGAUUUUGGUAUAGGCUUGAUUUCUUAGCUCUUAGGUUUUGGUUUAAGACCAAUUUAUAUUGGUCCCAUUCUUCUGAGAUUUCCAGAUUUUCAGAUUUUUCAUUUUGAAUAGGAUUAGUCAUUGAGCUUUGAAAAAACCAAAAAAAUUAAUAUUAUUUAUACACUUUUUUUCAUGGAUGAUGCGAUUUUUGAUGUCUGAUUUGUUUUUUUGAACUAGAGGAUAUUUUUUGACGUCACAAGGAACUUAAUAAAUUUAUUUUUGGAUAAAAAGUUCAAGAUUUUUUUAUAAAUUAUUACGUGAGCUAAGCCAUGACCUCAAAAAAUACUGUUUGGUCAAUCCUAAACUUAUUAAAAUGCCUUAGCCUAAAAUGUUUCUUAAGAUUCUCUGUUUCAUCAACAUGGUGAUCUACGUGGCCGAUUUCGUGCUUUCUUGGAUGGCCGGUGUUUCGAUGCUCUAG